AUGAGGCCAACUUUUCUUACUUCUAGCGAUACAAUACCUUAUGCAUUUCGAAUGAAUUGUGCAUUGUAUUGCACAAAUUUAUUUUGUUGCCUCAUGAAAGGUCUAACUAGAUGCUAUCAGGGCAUUGGGCUGGAUACAAAUACUGGCAAUUAUGUAGGCGCCUAUAAGAAAAAUCAAUUAGUUCCUCAAAGAAAUCAGUUUGGUUAUAAAUUAAAUGUCUUACCAAAAGCCCUCUUACACCAAUUAUUACAAUAUGUGUUACAAAGUUGGAAUUUAUAUCCUAACAUCAUUAUAUCAAAGAAGCGAUCUGUGUUUCGUAGGGUACUUUGCCUUUAA
This is a messenger RNA of Echinococcus granulosus, 336 nucleotides long. RefSeq lists its product as hypothetical. The record is from RefSeq and is a predicted model, not a curated record. NCBI's taxonomy places the organism in Eukaryota, Metazoa, Platyhelminthes, Cestoda, Cyclophyllidea, Taeniidae. The coding region runs from base 1 to 336 and encodes 111 amino acids. The transcript has 4 exons.